Molecule: messenger RNA, 1341 nt
Organism: Closterium sp. NIES-65
Lineage: Eukaryota; Viridiplantae; Streptophyta; Zygnematophyceae; Desmidiales; Closteriaceae
Source: the annotation of a GenBank genome assembly
AUGGACCGCGCAUUGAAGGGGUUGGAUAAGCUGACAAUCGCAGCAGAGGCGCACACCCGCCGGUGGUCCCAGCAGUUGCUUCCGGACCUUCUCGCCCUGCUCUCCUCGGCCUCUGCCAUUCUUGAUAGACUCCCUUUUUUCCAUAAUCUCCCUCUGCUCCCUCUCCUCCCUCUGCCCUGCUCCUCCUCCCUCUGCUCCCUCUGCCCCCUCGCACCCUCGCUUCCUCCCUUCCUUGUCCUUUUCCUCCUCCUCACACCCUCGCUUCCUCCAUUCCUUGUCCUUUUCCCCCUCUCCCCUCUCCCCUACCCUCCUCCCCUUCCAGGCAUCAUCGUGUACAGCCCUCUGCGUGCGCACAUCACCCGCCCCGGCAUGAAAGUGGGCGUCAUCGGCAUUGGCGGGCUGGGCCAUCUCGCUUUACAGAUCGUGCGGGCCAUGGGGGCACACGUGACUGCCUUCUCCACCUCGCCCAGCAAGGAGGAGGAGGCCAAGAGAAUGGGCGCGCAGCAGUUUGUGGUGUAUGACGCCCAGGCUGCGCCAGGAAAGGGACAUCCGGAGGUGCCCAAGAGCGCGCACGUGGAUGUGCUGGUGAACUGCGCGCCUGUGCUGCCUCCUCAAGGCGAUUACAGGAACUUCAUGAGCCUCCUGAGGCCCGAUGGCACACUUGUCCUGACCGGGAUUCCACCAGAUGCUGUCGGGCCGGUGGGCCUGCUGGAUCUGAUUUUCAGGCAGAAAAAACUUGCAGGAUCGGUGGUGGGCGGGCGGAUGCUGUUGAAAGAAAUGUUUGACUUCUGCGCUACUAACAGCAUCAAGCCCGUGACUGUGGUGAGUGUGACUGUGGCGAGUGUGACUGUGGUGAGUGUGACUAUGACGAGUAUGAUUGUGGCUAAUGUUAUUGUGGUGUUCAAGGGUGUGGGGGGGAGAGUGUUGGUGGGUGUGAGUAGCAUUGUUCAUAUGAACAGAGCUGCUUGCGCAGGUAUGGUGAUUUUUGUGCACAUCACAACCUGGUUAUCACCUUGCCAUAACCUGGUUACCACCCUCUCACCUCCCUUCACAACCCUCUCACCUCCCUUCACAGCCCUCUCACCUCCCUUCACAACCCUCUCACCUCCCUUCACAACCCUCUCAACUCCCUUCACAACCCUCUCACCUCCCUUUACCACCCUGUAUCACUUACAGACGCGCCCGCUGUUGCAGCUGAACAAGGCUAUGGAUGAGGUGGAAGCUAUUCCUCGCUCACAAACUCACCAUCCCUCCCAUCAUUGCCUCUCACCUACCUUUCAUCUCUCUCCCUCUCCCCUCCCUCUUACCACUUGUUACAGACGCGUCCAUUGUCGCAGCUGA